GCUGAAAUUGGCGGUCCGUGCCAGCCAAAAACGGGGCCCAAAAACGGCAGCUCAGACCAUUUGAACCCCGCCAAAAUCCUGGCCGCGAUCGUGAGGUCCCAAACAAACUACCCCACCUCACACAUCACACUUCGCAAAAAGACAUGGACGAGGGAGAGCUAGAACAGAUCCGAAAGGCGCGCCUCGAGCAGCUGAAGGCUCAGGGAGGAGGUGCAGGCGGCAAAGGCGGUAGCCCCAGCCAGGAACAACAAGCGCAACAGAGACAACAACAAGAAGCCGAAGCGCGCCAGUCGAUGCUGAACCAGAUCCUGCACCCCGAGGCGGCGGACCGGCUGGGCCGCAUCCGGCUCGUCAAGGAGGAGCGGGCGGCUGACGUCGAGAACCGGCUGAUCAUGAUGGCGCGGUCGGGCCAGCUGCGGCAGAAGGUCACGGAGGAGCAGCUGAAGGAGAUACUCGGCGCCGUGGCCGACAACAAGGAGGAGGAGAAGAUUGUCGUGAGCAGGCGGAAGGGGUGGGGGGAUGAUGACGAUGACGAUGAUCUGCUGGGCUUGUGAGGGAGGGGAUGUGAUGAUGCGGUUGCCUCGUAUUAUUUUUGAGUAGUGGUUGGGAUGGAGAUUCACCCGGUGAACUCGGGUUCUAAGGUCUAUAGGCGUGUAUGAUACAUCUAUGGUACAGCGAUGGCAUGGCACGGCACGAGUCCCAACUACGUAUCCAGGGACAAAUAAA
Phialemonium atrogriseum is the source of this 726-nucleotide messenger RNA. Its product is annotated as DNA-binding TFAR19-related protein. The record is from RefSeq and is a predicted model, not a curated record. Gene Ontology annotation, cellular component: nucleus; cytosol. Lineage: Eukaryota; Fungi; Ascomycota; Sordariomycetes; Cephalothecales; Cephalothecaceae. The coding region runs from base 144 to 554 and encodes 136 amino acids. The transcript is spliced from 4 exons. Gene Ontology annotation, molecular function: DNA binding.